AUGUCUCGUCGCGCUACGCCGGGCCAAGCGGCUCAGAACCAGCAGACUAUCAAAAGUUUGCUGAAGCUCGAGUCCAACAAGAUUUGUGCCGACUGCAAACGCAAUAAGCAUCCACGAUGGGCGUCCUGGAAUCUGGGAAUUUUCAUUUGCAUUCGUUGCUCGGGCAUUCACCGUGGCAUGGGCACACAUAUUAGUCGGGUCAAGUCCGUGGAUUUGGAUGCCUGGACCGAUGAACAACUUCAAAGUGUCGUGAGAUGGGGCAAUGGGCGGGCGAACAAGUACUGGGAGGCCAAGUUGGCACCUGGACACGUUCCGUCGGAAGCUAAGAUCGAGAACUUUAUCCGAACCAAGUACGAGGCCAAGCGCUGGGUGAUGGAAGGAGCAAUGCCAGACCCCUCUACCCUGAGUGAUGGAGAUGAUGACGUGCCUCUUGCGGUUGUCCAGGAAAAGGCCAAGAUCGAACGUUCCGCAUCGCAGCGAGUCGUCGCACCCAGCCAACCCCCGGCGCAACGUCAACCAGCCCCGAUCGACCUAUUCGGUGAUGAUAUGAUCUCUGCCCCGCCUCGUCCCAGUACAACCGAGCCUACACCUCGUGCACCUCCCAGACAAGCGCCGCCUCCCCAGCAAAAGGCUCACAAGCCUGCUGAUUCAUUGCUCGGUCUGGACUUCUUCGGCAGCGCCCAGCCCUCCGCCGGCAGCCGCCCCUCGAGCACAGCAUCAACACCCGCCGCUCCCACCGGCAUGUCUCGACCAGACCUGAAACAAUCCAUUCUAUCAUUGUACUCGAAGCCCCAGCCGGCUCCCGUUCAACAUGCGCGGACCAAUUCCUUUGGUGACCUGGCAUCUCCGCAGCCUCCCUCCGCGGCGUCGAACAUGGGAGGUCUUACGGAUGCCUUCAGCGGGCUUAGCUUCCCCUCUACCACCUCCCCUCCCCCGGUCAAGCCAGUCGAGAAGCCAUCUCCUUUUGCCGGUCUCACCAACUUCCCGAAUACCAAGUCAACACCCGCGGCGCCCAGAGUCACCUCGCCUUCAAGUUCGGCUAGCGGCGAUCUCUUCGAGAGCUUGACCUCUCCCACUCUGUCCGCACACAACACUCAGUCGCGCAAUGCCUCUAUCUCCAGUGGACAGGACUUUGGCUUUGGUGGAUUUGCCUCCCCAACCACCAAGUCCGCUAAGCCUAACCCUCCUUCUUCAUCUCUGUCGAACGACUUGUUCGGCCUGUCCUCACCACCUCCCGCUCCCGCAGCAUCUGUGGCGCCCUCUAGGCCCAUAGUCUCUUCUCCCCAGCAGGAGAUGAGCUCUGCAUUCAACCUCUCAAGCCCUCCCAUCCAGCCUUCAGCGCCCGCCAAGCCUACCGUUCCAGUUGCAACUGCUGCUGCUGCCAACGUCAUGUCCGCUAGCAUGGAUCCUUGGGGAGGCAAUGCCUGGGGAAGCCCAGACCCCGUACCUGAGCCUGCCCCCGCGCCGGCCGCAACCCAUUCAUCCAACAUGAUGAAACUCCCUGAUACCUUGACCGCCAAUGACAUCGGCAGUGGCUGGGGCGCACCACCCAAGCCUACUCCCACCGUGGCAGCAGAUGAGGACUUUGGAGGCUGGACAAGCGCCGCCCCCGUCUCCUCGGGUACUACAUCAACCUCGAACUCCAAGCCGGCUGGCGGGUUUGGUGGUGGAUCUGAUGACCUCUUCUCUAACGUGUGGGAAUAA
This is a messenger RNA of Penicillium subrubescens, 1704 nucleotides long. RefSeq lists its product as uncharacterized. The transcript has 5 exons. Gene Ontology annotation, molecular function: metal ion binding; GTPase activator activity. The coding region runs from base 1 to 1704 and encodes 567 amino acids. Gene Ontology annotation, biological process: intra-Golgi vesicle-mediated transport; endocytosis; endoplasmic reticulum to Golgi vesicle-mediated transport. NCBI's taxonomy places the organism in Eukaryota, Fungi, Ascomycota, Eurotiomycetes, Eurotiales, Aspergillaceae. The record is from RefSeq and is a predicted model, not a curated record. Gene Ontology annotation, cellular component: Golgi apparatus.